This is a messenger RNA of Stomoxys calcitrans (stable fly), 592 nucleotides long. RefSeq names its product vasotab-like. Gene Ontology annotation, molecular function: protein binding. The transcript has 2 exons. The record is from RefSeq and is a predicted model, not a curated record. NCBI's taxonomy places the organism in Eukaryota, Metazoa, Arthropoda, Insecta, Diptera, Muscidae. The coding region runs from base 44 to 319 and encodes 91 amino acids.
CAUAAAAAUAUCUGGAAACAGCUUGAGAGUCACAAGUGAAACGAUGAAUUCAAUUUCUUUGGUUUUAGCCCUUGCAUUGGCCAUACUAUGCAGUCUUAUGCAGGUGGAAGGCAAUGCCACAUGUCGUAGAAUCUGCACCUUCGAAUACGAACCUGUAUGUGGUACCUUAAAGGGACCUGGUCCUCGCAUUGACAGCUGCACUUUUGGUAAUUUGUGUGCCUUUAAGGUACACAAAUGCAUAACGCAACAUCCCUGGACUCACUCCGAUGGUCGUUGUCGACGGGACAAUCCCAAUUGUGAUGAGAUAAUAAGAUCUUAAUCUGUAAAGUUAUAUAUUAUUUAAUGAAAGUUAUAAAAAAUAUAUAUUGUUGUACUUGUAUUACUUCUAAGUCCAAAUGGAGGAGUUGUUUUUAAAGCCUUCCUAGAGUUACAUGUCUGUCCCAACCCAUUUUAGCCAAUUUAUCAACUACGGUUGCAAUGAGAAGCACCCUCUGCUAUGGUCAUUAGGAAAAUACGUUGUAAAAUUUUUAGACGUAGUAAUUUGCAUUUUAUUGACAUAAUACACUUGCGCAACAUGUCAGUGGCACUAAGA